AUGCUGGGAGAAGGCAUUCAGGAGAAAGCUCUGCCUGUAAAGGGCAGUGGCUUGUUGUGUGAGGCACUUGUUUUGGUGCCUGGCAGACAGAAUUUGUCUGUUAACAGUGACUCCACUGACUUGGGUUUAGGGAAACCCAGUGUGGAUGGUGGUGGAGAAGUCUCAGAGGGACUGAGGGUUGUUCCAGAUGAGGCAGGAACAGCCAGAGAAUUGGAGCAGGCUGCUAACCCAGUGACUGUGGGUGACCAGCCUGCUGGGAAGUCAGUGUGUGUGGGACAGGAUUGUUCCCAGGUGAAGGAGGAGAGUGGGAAGUUAGUGUCUCAGAUUCAGGAGAAGGGCUGGGUAGCUAAGUAUGCAGAGCAGAACAGCUGUGUGGUCACUCUCCCUAGGAUGCAGGAGAUGGCAGUUACGCUCCCAUCUCUGGACACGGUGGACACUCAUACUCAAUCAGGGAAGUUGAUAUCUGGUUCCAUGUGGAAACAGAGGUUGGAGGUGGACAGAGGAGAGACUUGGGAGUCUACAGCUCACUGCUGUUACCCCACUGAGUGGGGGAAGGGGGAAAAUUCCAGGGCCAUUGUGAGCCAGGGAGUCACGCCCAGCCAGCCCUUUGUCUGGGUCUGGCCAGAGGUUUCAGGACCUAGCCUGUGCUGCGUGUAG
This is a messenger RNA of Pelodiscus sinensis (Chinese soft-shelled turtle), 657 nucleotides long. NCBI's taxonomy places the organism in Eukaryota, Metazoa, Chordata, Testudines, Trionychidae. The record is from RefSeq and is a predicted model, not a curated record.